Messenger RNA from Microstroma glucosiphilum, 1533 nucleotides. RefSeq names its product PLP-dependent transferase. Lineage: Eukaryota; Fungi; Basidiomycota; Exobasidiomycetes; Microstromatales; Microstromataceae. The record is from RefSeq and is a predicted model, not a curated record. Gene Ontology annotation, biological process: biosynthetic process; amino acid metabolic process. Gene Ontology annotation, molecular function: pyridoxal phosphate binding; transaminase activity. The transcript has 4 exons. Bases 1 to 1533 code for a protein of 510 amino acids.
AUGUCUUCCUCUCGACUGCCGCUCUUCUCCCUGGCGCCAUCAUUAGCGAUACACACACCAGCCUCACCCAUAUCCGUUGCCCAAGCCUGGCAGAAGUCCUACCCAGCUCCCCAAUGUCCCUUCACAGCAGGGACGGGCGCCUCCUCCACCCUCCCGCCCUUCCUCAACCUCUCCCAAGGAGUGCCUGGCCAGCUCCCCUCCGCCGCCUUCCGCUCUCGUCUAAGAGACGAAGCUGCCAAAGAUCUGCAUCACUCCUACAGCCUCGCCGCUCCUGCUCUACGGCAGAACCUCGCCAGGCAAAUCAACGAAGUGUACCGCCGAGGGGAGGAUGCGGAGGGAAGGGGAGCAGUGGGAGAGCAUGACAUCUGCGUCACUGCGGGCUGCAAUAGUGCGAGCGAAUUUGUGUUCCGAAUGCUAUGCCAGCCGGGAGCAAACGAGGCCGUGGUCAUCCCCACGCCAUUUUACUUCAACCACUCGAUGCAGCUUCUCUCCCUCUCUGUAGAGCCAGUACCUCUCCCUUCGUCUCCUCCCGCGUACCUUCCGUCUCCCACCGCAUUCGAAUCGCUCCUCAAGGAGCACUCCGCCUCGCAGAGCCUGCCCAAGAUCAAGGCCCUCGUCCUCGUCACACCCAACAAUCCCACCGGCUCCAUCUACCCACCGCAGCUGAUUGCCGAGUUUGGGAAGAUUUGCAAGAGGGAAGGGAUCGCUUUGGUGCUGGAUGAGACGUAUAGGGAAUUUCUGAUUAGCGAUGAGGAGGAAGGGGGUGUCAAGGCGCCUCAUGAGCUGUUCAAAGAUGGGCUAGGGGACGAUAAGGAGUGGGAGUGGAGACAGACCGUGAUACACCUCUACUCCUUCUCCAAGUCCUUUGCCAUCCCAGGCCACCGCCUUGGAGCCAUCAUCUCUCACCCCUCCCUCUUCUCCCCUCCACCGCCAUCACCUACUACUCCCGCAACCUUUGGACCUCUAGCCAAGGCGCUCGACAAUACUCUCAUUGUCCCACCACGAGUGGACACGCAGAACGUUGUAGCCUGGAGCAUGUUCGACGAAGAUGAGGUACGCGGCAGGAGAGAGGUCGCACGGGAGCUCAAGAGGCGAGGGGAAGUCUUUCGGCGCGGCAUGAAGCGGGUCAUUGCCGAGGGCGACUUCGAAAAGUGGGAGCUGGGGGGUAGUGCGCUUGCGGGAAAGAGUCUAGCGGAGCUAGGCUGGGAGAUUGAGAGUCUGGGUGGGUACUACGCCUUUGUCCGGCAUCCCUUCAACCGGGACGUGCCACAGGGCGAGGAGCUCCUCUCCUCGAGUCAGGUAGCCGAGGCACUCGCAUCCCUCUUUGGCGUGGGGAUCCUAGCAGCUGAUGGGUUCAUGCCUGAUCAAAGCAAGGCGGUCGCUAGGGACGUGUGUGCGAACCUGCUCCGCUUUUCGCUGGCGAAUGUGGCGGACUCGAGGAUCUUGGAGGAGGAUCUGCCGGUGAGACUGGCGCUGAUGAGCCGCUUUGUUGAGCUAAGGGGCAAGAAGGCAGUGUUUCGCAGCGGAUCAUAG